AAAGGCGAGCCAAGAAGAAAUGGCUGGUUCGCUCGCUAUGAUCCCAAGCAAUGUCAGUGAGAACCCGUUGAACACUGUGAGAGAUGAGUGGCAGAUCAACUUUGCUCGCUUCUUCGCCUAUCCCUUAGCUGCCACCACUUGCUCCGAUCUUCUUCCUCUGCCUCCUUCCCGCAGGAAUCGUAGUCCCAGGGGCAACUGGAUCGCGUCCCCUUCAAUUGCUUUUCUCCGGCUCGUAAACGAUUAUUCGAACUCCGAUGUGAUCAUUUGCAUCUGCUUCAACGGCGAAGUUCUUGAGGAACACUACGUUUCCAAGCUGCAUUUUUCCUGGCCCCAGGUAUCAUGCGCAUCUGGAUUUCCUGCUAGGGGCAUCAAAACUGUGCUAGUUAGCUAUAGAGACUCCGUGGGCGAGAUCCAGAAGUUUGGUAUGCGGUUUCCAUCAUUCUAUGAAGCACAGGCAUUUAUAAAUACUUUGAAGGGAAUCUUGAAGGAUAAGAAGGGACCUGAAACUCCAAACACUGACUUUGGAUCUGAAAUUUCGUCACAAUCAGAGUUUAUGUCAUCAAACAAGCACUCCCACAGAGCUGGUGAGGAACUUAGCACAAUAACACCUUUUGACACUUACAUUCCAACAAUGCCCCCAAGCUUCAACGAUGAAGAAAAGAGAUAUUCAGGUACCCAAGAAAAGGAAACCACUGCUGGUAACAGUUUUGAAGGCAUAUACCCAGCCUUCCCUCCCAGUUUCACCUCAUUACUAAUGGAUUGCUCUCAGAUCAACACGGCUCAACAAACUGUUUCCAAGGAGAUUGAUCUCAAGUCCCAAAUUGUGAAGUACAUGGAAGACUCUUCCUUCCAAGAUAUUUUGUCCAAGGUGGAGAAAGUUAUAAGCGAGAUAGGAGGUGACAUGUCGCUGUAGGUAUCCGUGGCUUUCGGAAUGAAUCUAGUCGAAGCAGUCUAGCAUCUCUAGCUGGUAACUGAAGCAUGGUGGCCUCCGCCUUCUAUUCAAUGGGAAUGGGAGCUUCUAACCGUUCACAGGGGAAAAAAGAAGAAGAAGAAGAAGAAGAAUGAGCUUAUACUCUAACCUCUCCUCUGUUUUAAUUCCUCUUAACAGCAACCAACACAAAACCAAGUUUGCUUGACUUGCUGAUCCGAGUUUUCAUGGCAUCUUAGCCUCUAAUACAGUGUGAUUCAGCUAAUAGCAAGUUUAGUUAAAAAGCACAAAAACUAUAGAAGGGCAAUGUUGUUUUGAUUUUCUUUCUUGGCUGCCAGCUGUAAAUGUUGAUCCCUCUUUGAAAUAACAAUAUUAUUUUCUUGGUUUUCUUCUC
This is a messenger RNA of Neltuma alba, 1322 nucleotides long. Its product is annotated as protein POOR HOMOLOGOUS SYNAPSIS 1-like. Lineage: Eukaryota; Viridiplantae; Streptophyta; Magnoliopsida; Fabales; Fabaceae. The coding region runs from base 20 to 913 and encodes 297 amino acids. The transcript is spliced from 8 exons. The record is from RefSeq and is a predicted model, not a curated record.